Neltuma alba is the source of this 2453-nucleotide messenger RNA. Its product is annotated as cationic amino acid transporter 2, vacuolar. Gene Ontology annotation, cellular component: membrane. The coding region runs from base 189 to 2114 and encodes 641 amino acids. Gene Ontology annotation, molecular function: amino acid transmembrane transporter activity. The transcript is spliced from 14 exons. The record is from RefSeq and is a predicted model, not a curated record. Gene Ontology annotation, biological process: amino acid transport; transmembrane transport. Lineage: Eukaryota; Viridiplantae; Streptophyta; Magnoliopsida; Fabales; Fabaceae.
AUUGCUCAGCCAACGGAAUAUUGUUUCUUUUUCCUUCAGGAGCGGGGAGAACUACUUGUUCUCUCUGAAUAUUCUGCCCGCUUUCUCCCCUUCAUCACAAUACUGUCAAGCACACCAGUGGAUAGAGCUGGGAGCGCGGGCAGAUUUUCGGAGAAUUCGUAGUUGGGCGAAGUUUUCCAAGGUUUUUCAUGGGUGUUUCGAUAGAUCCGCAAGAGCGUGGUAAAAGUGGCGGAAAGGGUUCAUGGAGUUCAUUGAAUUUCUUGACUAGGAGGAAAAGGGUGGAUUCUGAUAAGAAGUCUGAUGGUGAGCUGGCCAAGGAGUUGUCUGUUCCCCAUCUGAUCGCCAUUGGUGUUGGUGCUACGAUUGGUGCUGGCGUCUAUGUUCUAGUUGGUACUGUCGCUCGGGAGCAUUCCGGACCUGCCUUGGCGUUUUCUUUUCUAAUAGCAGGAGUAGCAGCUGGUCUUUCAGCUUUUUGCUAUGCAGAGCUGGCUAGUCGUUGCCCUUCUGCCGGGAGUGCAUAUCAUUACUCAUACAUAUGUGUUGGGGAAGGUGUUGCUUGGUUAAUUGGAUGGGCCUUGAUACUGGAGUAUACAAUUAGUGGAGCUGCUGUCGCACGGGGCAUAUCCCCCAAUAUGGCUGCUCUCUUUGGAGGUCCGGAUAGUUUGCCCAUCUUUUUAGACCGUCAGCAUAUUCCUGGGAUUGAUAUAGUUGUGGAUCCAUGUGCUGCCCUUUUAGUGUUAAUAAUUACUGGUCUUUUGUGCCUUGGGAUUAAGGAGAGUACGUUGAUACAAGGCAUAAUCACAUCAGUGAACGUAUGUGCUUUGGUUUUUGUCGUAGUAGCCGGUGGUUACCUGGGAUUCAAGUCUGGAUGGGUUGGAUAUGAACUUCCUUCAGGGUAUUUUCCCUAUGGCGUAGAUGGAAUGCUUGCCGGUUCUGCAACUGUCUUCUUUGCAUAUAUCGGUUUUGAUGCCGUCGCUAGUACAGCUGAAGAGGUAAAAAAUCCUCAACGAGAUUUGCCGCUUGGUAUUGGGGCUUCAUUGUUUAUUUGUUGUGCAUUGUAUAUGAUGGUCUCCAUUGUCGUCCUCGGUUUAGUGCCUUAUUAUGCAAUCGAUCCUGACACCCCCAUAUCUUCUGCAUUUGCUAACCACGGGAUGCAAUGGGCAGCUUACAUAAUAAAUGCCGGAGCUUUUACAGCUCUCUGCGCAGCGUUGAUGGGUGGAAUACUUCCCCAGCCGCGAAUCUUAAUGGCUAUGGCCAGGGAUGGCCUUCUGCCGCCAUUUUUCUCAGACGUAAAUAAGCGCACCAAUGUUCCUGUUAAGAGCACAAUAGCUACUGGCCUUUUUGCUGCAGUAUUGGCAUUUUUCAUGGAUGUCUCUCAGCUGGCAGGGAUGGUUAGUGUGGGCACACUUCUUGCAUUCACCGUGGUAGCAAUAUCUAUAUUAGUUCUAAGAUAUAUCCCUCCAAAUGAAAUCCCACUGCCACCCUCUCUCCAGGAUUCAGUUGAUUAUGUGUCUUUGGGGUAUGAUUGGAGCAAUGAUGAGACGAACGAAAGAGAUGCAGAGGCAAAUAUUGGUACUUCUGAUAACAUCAAACCUUUGGUUGUCAAAGAGGAUGUAUCAAUUGAGUAUCCUCUUAUUCCUAAACAGCUUGCCAUUGGAAACUAUGUAAAUGAAAGUAAUAGGCGAAAAGUUGUUGGGUGGAUUAUAGCAUCCGCUUGCUUAGGGGUGUUUGUCCUCACAUCUGCAGCUUCACAAACAAGUCUUUUCAGCUCUGUUCGUUACACAUUGUGCGGAAUUGGUGGUAUCCUUGUUCUGUCUGGUCUAGUAUUCCUAACCUGUAUAAACCAAGAUGAUGCAAGACACAACUUUGGACACUCUGGAGGUUUCAUUUGCCCAUUUGUGCCGCUGCUGCCUAUACUUUGCAUUCUCAUCAAUUGUUACUUGCUUAUUAAUCUUGGAGCGGCCACGUGGGCUCGUGUUUCGGUCUGGCUGGCAAUAGGAGCGGUUGUUUAUGUGUUUUAUGGUCGAACCCACAGCUCCCUAAGUGAUGCAGUGUAUGUGCGGGCAACUCCUGCGGAUAAACUUCAUCGGACCUGCGAAAGACAUGUGGCAUAAUCUCGGCACAAGAUAUUUCUUAUGCCACAAACCCCAAAAUGUGGAGCGUAGCUGCUGCUCGGGAUGAAGAAUUAUGGCCGCUCCAGAAGUUGUAUAUGCAAUCCUUGUACAGGAAAUGCACCUCAAGCCUUCAAAUUAGGAUUAUAGGUCUGUCUACUAGAGAAGCAUGUAGUUGUAUGCUUCAAAUCACAGCCCAAUUUGUAUAUAUUGAUGACAUUUGGGAAUGCACUUGCCAUCUUGUAUGAAUGGUGGAUGGCGGGGAUCUGGGCUAGGUCCACUUAUAACCAUGUUUGUGCGCAUAUUGGAAAAUUUAAAAUUGAUCAUUCCAUUUAUUCUCUA